This is a messenger RNA of Bemisia tabaci, 946 nucleotides long. RefSeq lists its product as uncharacterized. The record is from RefSeq and is a predicted model, not a curated record. NCBI's taxonomy places the organism in Eukaryota, Metazoa, Arthropoda, Insecta, Hemiptera, Aleyrodidae.
UUAAAUUGAUUGACACCGUGAGCUCAUCAAAGUGGGACGUUUAUCAAAUUUAAAAAUGGGCGUGACUACUAAUCGACAAGAUCAAUAUUCGUAUACAAAUUCAGUUUGAGGUUAUGUGUGAGUUCUUAGAUGUGAUGUUGUUCCAAACAAUUAACUUCGUUCAUCAAAACAUACAUAUAAGGGAUUUGGAGUAUCAAACAAUCGGAGUUUUACUGAGCCUCCAAAUAGCUACAAUUUUGGCCUCUUCACCCACCGAAAAAAUUCAAAAAGAGGAGCUUUCACAGCAAAAUUACAACGCAAGCUAUCUGGACGAUCAACUCUUUCAUCAUGCAUCAAGUUUGAUCAAACAUCCGAAUGAGACCGCAGAAUGGUACAAUAAAACAACCUCUCGAUCCCAAAAAGAUGCCGCAGUACCAUAUUGGCUCUCAAAGGCACCGUCAUUCUCAACGCAUCUGAUCAAACAUGACUUCGUGCGGUUCGAGGAAGGAAUGAACGACGCUCUCGUGGCAAUGAACAACACGGUGAACAACGCUACUAAUUGGGAGGAGCUCGACUGGUUCAAAAUGAUCAUCGCCCUAUCAUUCAGCGGGGUCGGUGAUUUCUGGGAGGUGACAACCGGAGACCAACCACCGAACGGGACAAUAUGUCAUCUGAUGGUGCCAAAGGGUGACGAGGAAACCAAAAAAGACUGGUUUUUCUUCUGCUACGGACUGUGUGACACGGAGAGGGGAAUGCGAGAGAUGGCGAAGCAAGAACUGUUGAACAUGAUUGCCGAGGGUUUGGGAGAAGACUUGCGCGACUAUGUCCCGACAGCUCGACGUCUUUUCCGAAUUUUCAUCGCUUUUCACGGUCCUGCGGGUGCUGUGGAACACGAAGGCCCUGUCGAAUUGCGAGAGCCCGAUUACACCAGUAUGCCUUCGACGGAAAUCAUUCAACAUUCCGAUUG